AUGGUUUCUGCGGAGAGAGUACGGUACCAGCGAUUGAACCAGGUGUUUGACCGGGCGUUGGCCCAGACGGUGCACAAGCUGGAGAGCAAAGAGCGGGUGGUGUCCUGUUUCCCGCGGUACUCGAGCACGCUGGAAGGGUCCUCGCACCUGGAGAACUGCCAGGCGCAACUGAUUGAGUUUAUGGUGCGGUACUGCGAGCGGGAGUUCCAGGCCAUCCUAGAAGAGCGGAACGUGAAGGUGAAAUUGGAUGAACUGGAUGAUCUGAUCUCCCUAGCGCAGAGCCGUCUGGAAGAAAGGAAACGCCAGGCAUUGGUAACUGCCAAGAGGAAAGAAGGCAAUGCAAGGCCUAUAAACAGGGACCUUGAGCAGGGUCUAUCAGCUGUGGAUCAGUUGAGCAGUAAAAAACUGCUGGCAGCACAUCUAUAUACCUUGAGGAAAGACACAGUGGCAAAAAUUGACAAUAGGCUACAAAAGGUUAAUGCCUUAAAUAAUAAGAUUAAGGAUGAGAUCACGGAACUCGAAGAAGAGAUUGAAAAGAGCAAGAGUAACAUUAAUAGUCUACUGGAUGACACAAUGGGGUCCACAGCUUUACGCGAUCAGGAUGAAACUUUAGUGCAAGGUUUGCAUGACAUGGUACUAGAACUGAAAGAGAAUCUGAUAUAA
Nakaseomyces glabratus is the source of this 663-nucleotide messenger RNA. It is a transcript of the gene NNF1, whose product is annotated as MIND complex subunit NNF1. NCBI's taxonomy places the organism in Eukaryota, Fungi, Ascomycota, Saccharomycetes, Saccharomycetales, Saccharomycetaceae. Gene Ontology annotation, cellular component: MIS12/MIND type complex. The record is from RefSeq and is a predicted model, not a curated record. Gene Ontology annotation, biological process: chromosome segregation.